AACUCCGGUCGAACGAUGACAGUCACUAACGUCGACGACGAGCUCCAAGCCGCCAAGAACGACGCUGGGCGUGCUCCUACAAUGUUUGCCAACACGCCGCGCUGCGCAAUGCGAGACUCUUGUGGAAAGAAAGGUGGAAUAUUCGGUCGGGAUCUCCCUUGUCCCUAUGAUGGGCAGCCUGUCCAGCCGACUUCAAGGGAGCUCGACCUCUUGAACUCCAUAUGUCCCUCUCUUUCUCAUCCAGAAUCACCCGGGACAUGUUGCUCGGAAUCACAACUAGUCGAACUAUCCUCCAAUUUCGCCCAGGUUGACCCCAUUUUCGGUCCCUGUCCAGCUUGUCGCAAUAAUUUUCGUACAUUCUUCUGCGAAUUCACCUGUUCGCCCUAUCAAGCCCAAUUUGUCAACAUUACAUCAACUCAGGAAACCUCUACGGGACAACAAGGGGUGGAAUCGUUAGAUUUCUAUGUCGGAGAACGGUUCAAGAACGGUUUCUGGAAUAGCUGUAAAGAUGUAAAGCUUGGAUCUGCCAGUGAAUUCGUGAUGGAUAUCAUAUUCGGAGGUGUGGAGGAUGCCGGGGGUUUCCUCAAGUAUUUAGGGGAUGAGAGGGAUAUGGGGAGUCCAUUCCAGGUAAAUUUCCCGGAGUCACCAGACACGAAUCCAUCGUCCAUGCAACCGCUGGACACACCACCCCGCUCCUGCUCAGACCUCUCAGACCUCUCGAGUCGAUGUACAUGCAUUGACUGUGCGUCUAUCUGUCCUGCUUUGCCGGCCAUCCCACCCCCUUCACACUGCAUCAUCGGAUAUCCCAAUAUCUUUGGUCGCACAUUGCCCAUAUCUUGUUUAUCAUUUUCACUGGUUUUGUCGUACAUUCUCAUAGCUGUCAUUGGACUUGCUGUUGGCUUCCUUCUCCACCGGCGACGACGCAAACAAAAAUUGUCGUUAGGCCUUUCGUUUGACCAUACCCAUUCCAACGCCACUACAACGUCCCCAACAGCUGGCCGCACCGGUCACGGAUUGUUAGGCGCUGCUUCACUUGCGCACGAAGAUUCGAGUGGCCGUCGUAUACACAUUGACGAUCCUUCCCCUACUUCGAACACGCCUCUCAACAACCUUUCAUCAGUCGCCCACGCCGCGCCACAUCUUCUUGACCCACUUACAUCAUCUCAACCUCGCGGUCACCGGUUAAGCAGCUUUUUGAGACGGACAUUCUAUAGGCUAGGUCUUUUAUGUGCCUCUUCCCCGCUCCUUGUGUUCAUCGUCGGGAGCGUUGUGAUGGGAGUCUUGAAUGGAGUCGGCUGGAAGUUCUUCACAGUCGAAACAUCUCCCGUGCGGUUAUGGGUCGGUCCCGGCAGUGAGAGUAGAAUACAGAAGGAAAUGUUUGAUGAGUGGUUUGGACCGUUCUAUAGAGUCGAGCAGGUGUUCGUGACGUCAGCUCUAUCCACCUCUUCCCCUUCACCUGUUCUCUCUUAUUCUCAUCUCAAAUAUUGGUUCGGCGUCGAAGAAGAUAUCCGCUCGUUGAAAUCUCGGCCUAAUGGAUAUACUCUUGAGGAUGUGUGCUUCAAGCCCACUGGGGAUGCGUGUGUGGUUCAGAGUAUCAGUGCUUGGUUUCCGGGUGGCCUUUUGGACAAAGACGAAUGGGAACAACGGGUUCUUGAAUGCUCAGUCUACCCGACCAAUUGUCUGCCCGAUUUUGGCCAACCUCUCAAGGCUGUUAAUGUUUUAGGUGGGAUACCCAACAAAGAGGAGGGGCGAAGAGACGUCCUCAAUUCUGAAGCCAUGGUUAUCACAUACGUAGUAAAUGACUCAUUAGAUCCUGAAGUGCAGGGGCGGGCAGAGGAAUGGGAAAGAACUCUGAGAGCUUACCUCGUGGAUCUCUCCGAACGGAUCAUAAGUGAAACAAGCUACCAUAAAGGGGAAGGCAGAUUUGAGGAACGAGAGGAUCCAGGACUUCAAAUUUCUUGGUCUACAGGCGUUUCACUUGAAGAGGAAAUCAAUAAAUCGACGAAUAUGGAUGUCCGAAUUGUGGUUGGGAGCUACCUCGCGAUGUUUGUUUAUGUCGCUAUUGCUUUGGGUAACAAUGGCGUUGGGAACACGCAUCGAAAACGGAGAGGCUCAAAUUCUCCGUUCGGUCGAAUCAGGGCGUUAUUGAGUCUAGGCUCUGCUGGCCUUAGCGAUACUAGGUCGAAUCAGAGCACAGCUGCUCCGGGAGUCCGUGUAUCAUCACUUUCGACUCUGCGAUCUGUUGUCGUGAAUUCAAAAGUGAUGUUGGGAUUGUUUGGCAUUGCGUUGGUGAUCAUAAGCGUGAGCACGAGUGUAGCUUUCUUUAGUUUAUGUGGUGUUAGGGUCACGUUAAUCAUUGCCGAGGUCAUUCCGUUUUUGGUGUUGGCUGUCGGAGUGGACAAUGUCUUUAUACUGGUAAACGAAUUGGAUCGGCAGAAUACCUUGCAUGGACCUGGAGCAUUAGUCGCCUACCACUCAAAUCCGUUCCCAUCCUCUAGGCACCCCUCCCAAUACUCCAUAAGACCAAUGAGUCCUACUGGCAGCACGGGAAGAUAUCCCUCCACUGACGGAGAACACGAAGAUACAGCCUCCAUGCCUCUCCUCCUGACUCCGGAAGAGCGCGUUGCUCGCACACUCGCUAAAAUGGGCCCCUCGAUCCUUUUAUCGACUAUCACAGAAACCACGGCAUUCUUGCUGGGUGCUUUGGUACCCAUGCCGGCGGUGAAGAAUUUUGCAUUAUAUGCGGGUGGUAGUGUGUUAAUCAAUGGUUUCCUCCAAGUAACUGUCCUUGUUAGCGGCCUCGUUCUUGACCUUCGUCGCACUGAGGCCAAUCGCGUCGACUGCGUCCCUUGUCUGACACUCUCAGGACGUAUUCAACUCCCUCCAGACUCGGAUGACGCUCAGGCUCCGAAUCCAGGGCAGGGAUUAUCCGGCCCUUAUGUUGGAAGUGGAUAUACCCCUCCAGCGAAGGGUGAAAACAUGUUGACUCGAUUUAUUCGGAGACAUUAUGCACCGUGGCUAUUGAGGCCGUGGGUAAAGGGUGGGGUUUUAGUGGUUUUCGGAGGUAUUUGGAUACUAAGCAUAAUAUCGAUCCAGUCCCUCAAAUUGGGACUGGACCAGAGACUGGCACUGCCCAGUGACUCGUACCUUGUGAAUUACUUCAAUGCUGUCGAUGACCUGUUGGAAGUCGGCCCGCCGGUUUAUUUUGUUACUCACUCCGUGGACGUCACAAAGCGAUCCGGUCAACAGGCCCUUUGCGGGAGGUUCACUACUUGCGAGGAGUUCUCUGUUGCAAACGUACUUGAGGUUGAAAGAAGGCGUGAAAAGGAGGGCAGCGGCCCUUGGGACCGGUCUUUCAUUGCUGAACCGACAGCGAGUUGGAUAGAUGACUUCCUUGGCUGGUUGAAUCCGGAUCAGGAAAGUUGUUGUAGAGUCAUGAAGAGUGAUCCGACAGUCUUCUGUACCCCACAAGACCGUGCUUCCCGAUGCCAGCCGUGCUUCAAGGAUAGGCACCCCGGAUGGAAUAUCACUAUGAAGGGGAUGCCAGAAGGUGAAGAGUUUAUGCGAUAUUUACGUCACUGGCUUCAAAGUCCCACCAACGAAGAGUGUCCUUUGGCAGGAAAAGCAUCAUUUGGAACCGCAUUGGCGCUCUCUGGUAGUGACACGAGUGAUCUGAUGGCUCCAGACUCUCCCGGAACGGUUAUUGCCUCGCAUCUCCGAACUUUCCACACGCCUUUGAGAUCUCAGGAGGAUUUCAUUGACUCCUUCGAAGCUGCCCACAGAAUAGCUGGAGAGAUCGAAAAGUCUCUGACAGACGCUGGCCACCAAAUUAGUGUUUUCCCGUACUCGUUGCACUACGUGUUCUUCGACCAAUAUACCCAUAUCAUUGGCAUGACACAGACUGUGCUGGGACUUGGGUUGGGAAGUGUGUUAGUUAUCACUUCUGUUUUAUUGGGAAGUUUGAGGGUGGGGCUUAUCGUGAGUGGCGUUGUCGGGGGUGUUGUGUGUGUCGUACUUGGGGUAAUGUCGGUCUGGGAUGUCAGGCUCAAUGCCAUAUCGCUCGUGAAUUUGAGCAUCUGUUUGGGAAUAGGGGUGGAGUUUUGCGUGCAUGUCGCUCGGGCGUAUGUUAAUCCUGGCGGAGGCUAUGGGGUUGGUGGUGAUGGAGCUUGGGGUGGAGACCAAGGUCAGGCAUACGACACGAUGGAGCUUGAUCGCGAAGAACUUGAGAAGAAUGCACAGAAAGAAAGAGAUGAGAGGAUGUGGAUGGCUCUGGUUGACGUUGGGCCCUCGGUUCUAUCUGGAAUUACCUUCACUAAACUAAUUGGAAUGAGUGUCCUUGGACUCACCCGUUCGAAGUUGCUCGAGAUCUAUUACUUCCGCACUUGGUUAACUCUUAUUAUUUCCGGUGCUCUGCACGGUCUGGUUUUACUCCCAGUUGUGCUGAGUUGGGCGGGAGGAAAGGGUAUACCUCUCCAAGGGCAAGAAGCGGACGAGGAAUGGAUGGUCCGGGUGAUGCAUGGGGAGGGUGGAUACGAGUACCAGCCCUUCAUGGCGGAUGAUGACAGCAGUGUCAGGAGCGAUUAGAGCCCUACUACUGGAGUUUCAUACAGCAUCCACGCUUCUCAAUCUCCGUCAUUAUGCAUGUUUUAUUGUUAUUAUCGAGACUUCACACAUGUUGGUAAGUAUACGGAGAUACUAUCAAUCGUGGUCAGUGUAUCCUGCAGCUGUCAACAGAAAAGUACGCCAAAUGGAGUUUGUCUGCCUUGGAAGGGAAAUCCCGGAAGAUUUCGAGCCACUCUUCCAACGGCAUUCUUACAAUAAGUAACAAUAAAAACA
Molecule: messenger RNA, 4836 nt
Organism: Marasmius oreades (fairy-ring Marasmius)
Lineage: Eukaryota; Fungi; Basidiomycota; Agaricomycetes; Agaricales; Marasmiaceae
Exons: 20
Coding region: 16-4584 (1522 amino acids)
Cellular component (GO): membrane
Source: RefSeq, a predicted model, not a curated record